Messenger RNA from Platichthys flesus (European flounder), 1168 nucleotides. RefSeq lists its product as uncharacterized. Lineage: Eukaryota; Metazoa; Chordata; Actinopteri; Pleuronectiformes; Pleuronectidae. Bases 182 to 523 code for a protein of 113 amino acids. The transcript has 5 exons. The record is from RefSeq and is a predicted model, not a curated record.
GAACUGAGAACCUCAUAAGGGAAACAUGCACUCACAAACUCCACGUAUGAUACACAAGAGCCUUCCUGGUCGAUACAGCCCAUAGUGGCCUUUCUCUGAGAAUGACAGCGACUGAUCUCCUGAAUGUCUCACUGAGGUGGCAGCUGAGGUGCUUGCAGCAGAGGGGUGUGCUGUGUGAACGAUGGAGGAGGACAUCGGACACAGGGAAAUGUAUUCCAACCACACUACUCCAAGCGUCUCACCCACAAAAGCAGCGCCUGGAUGUCCUGGACUUCCUGCUUACAGUGUCCUCGUCCCCUUGGCGUUGCUCACACUGAUGGGAUGUGCUGCUGCAGUGGUUCUGUAUAUCAGGAGCAAAUCAAGAUUAGACGAGUUACGUCACAGGCUGAUUCCUCUGUACACCUACGACCCCGCUGAGGAAGAGGAGUGGAGGGACGCUGACGUGGGGGAUGAGGAGGAGGAGCUGGCUGAGCCUUUGUACAAGGAGGGGACACUCUCCUUCUCAUCUGGUUAUGGAACUUGACAAGAGAAGAAAGAAAGAAGAAUGUGUCAAUUUGGAAAACGGAGUUCUUCUGUGAGACUCUAUUACCUCCGCUUGUUGGAAGCAAGAUUACACAAAGACUACUGAACAGAUUUCCAUGAAACCUGGUGGAAGGAUGGGACAUGACCUAAGGAAGAACCCGCAACAGUUUGGUGAGGAUCCAGGAGUUGAUCUUUAAAAAACUUUUUUUUACAUUGUUCUUUGACAUUUUUCAUGAUUUUCCAUGAUUACUUGAAGGAUAAUUCCUGGAUCUUGAUUAAUAAAUCUAAAUGUUUAAGGGAGUGAUAUUUAUGAGUGAGUGCAGGGUUAGGGUUAGGAAGUGAGGCUGAUCCAAAUAGAAAAUCUGGAUCAGCCCCACUUCCUGUCCACAACACUCAUGGCCAGCUCCCACAUUUGACACUGCUUGUGUGGUUUAGGUUGUGACCCUUAGUUCUACGUGUGGGAUUUUCACUAGUCAGCAUACCCCCCCCCCCCUUUUUAUCUGUGUUUGUUUGUUUAUGAUCAUUAAAGAUAAAACUAUUCUUAUCACCACCCUUUGGCCACUUCACUGGAUUGCUCCCUUAAUUGCAGAUGAAAAAGAUAAUGCUUGCUCUCUACUUGUGUGAUGUCAAACCAUUUUGCCUCAAU